GGAGCGUAUUCCAAUGUGUCUAUUAGCUAUUAGUGUGUGUUUGGUGCGGCGUGGAAACUGGAAAGGUUAAAUCAGGAGAGAAAGUCAUGUUACUAAAAUAAGAUGCAGUUCCUUCUGUUUGAUUUUCCUAUUCACCUUGGGGGGGAAAAAGGCGGCCUUCAAUGUCAUUGGAGCCUUCUAAUGUCAUUGAUUAGAUCACAUUAAUUUUUAGACGUAUUUAAAAUGGCAAACAAAGUUAUUCUUGUCACUGGGGGAUCAGGGCUUGUUGGAAAAGCAAUUCAAGAGAUUGUGAAAACUGAAAAGAAGGCUGAUGAAACAUGGGUAUUCGCCAGUUCUAAAGAUGCGGAUUUAAGUAAUCUUAAUGAGACAAAAGCCCUUUUUGAGAAACACCACCCUACCCACGUGAUACAUCUUGCAGCAAUGGUUGGUGGUCUUUUUCACAAUAUGUCACACAACUUAGAUUUCUUGCGUAAGAAUAUACAUAUUAAUGAUAAUGUUUUGCAAACUAGUUUUGAAACUGGUGUAGUGAAGGUUGUCUCCUGUUUAUCAACAUGCAUAUUUCCUGAUAAAACCUCUUAUCCAAUAGAUGAGACGAUGAUUCACAAUGGACCUCCACAUCCAUCAAAUUUUGGUUAUAGCUAUGCCAAACGACUUAUAGAUAUUCAGAAUAAAGGCUACCAUGAACAGCAUGGCUGUUGCUAUACAUCUGUUGUACCUUGCAAUGUGUUUGGACCUCAUGAUAAUUUCAAAGUAGAGUCAAGCCAUGUAUUGCCAGCUUUAAUUCGGCGAAUGCAUGAAACUAUUCAAAAAGAUGAUUCAUCAAACGCUGUUUUUUCAGUGUAUGGAAGUGGAAAACCUCUCCGACAAUUCAUUUACUCCUUAGAUCUUGCUAAGUUGUUUCUGUGGGUACUAAGGGAAUACAACAGUGUGGAACCAAUUAUACUUUCAGUGGACGAAGCUGAUGAGGUGUCCAUAAGUGACGCUGCAAACCUUAUCGCCAAAGCUUUUGAAUUCAAAGGCCAACUGAAUUAUGAUACUAGUAAAGCUGAUGGACAAUACAAGAAGACUGCCAGCAAUGGGAAAUUGAGGUCAUUUCUUCCUGAUUUCAAAUUUACCCCUUUCUCGCUUGCUAUUCAAGAUACUGUGAAGUGGUUCAAAGAAAACCACAACACUGCCAGGCUUUGACCUCUGGUGUUGUGCAGCAUUUAUGCAGACAUCAUGAGCAAUGGAACACAUAUCCUUUGCAAUUAAUUAAUUAUGUGAAUCUCCUACAGAAUUCCAAAAAUAUAUUUUUCUCAUUGAAGUUGAGUAAGCAUUGUACAUUUCUGCUCAAAAACUGGUUGAGUACAUUCUGUCGCUUUUGGGAGAGCUUUUGUUGUAUUCUGUAUCAUGAAAAACUUUUGAGUGUGUAUUCUCGAAGAGAUAAAUCGAAUAUUGCUUAGUAAUAUUUCUAGGGAGUGAAAUGAAAAUAAUUUCUGGAAGAUUAAAGUUCAUUCAUUUUGGAUUUGGGGAGAAUAGAUUGAAUAUUGUUUUGUUGCUGUCAUUUCAUUUUAGGAUAAAGUUGGAAGUAUAGUGAAAACAGUUCUUACUCAAGCUUUUGUGUUUAUAAUGCAUGAAGAAGUCCUUUUUUACCAUAAGUCAUUGCAAUUAGGGAAUGUUUAUAUGGUAUACUCUUUGUGGCUACUGUUAGUGUUUAGUUUCAUUCUUCUUCCUUUCCUUUCCUCCUGUUGAGGUGCUGUUCAAUCAAUUCAGUCAAAAUGAAAUGAUUCUGUAAGAUAUUUAUCGAAGUGGUUUAGAAUUCCUGCAAAGUGGCUGUGAAAUGUUUUUCUUCAAGUUUUAUGUACCAUUAAGUUCAGCAUUCAAUGAAACUUUCAUUUACUGAAGCCUUUUAAAAAUAAAAUAAAAGUAAAAGUAAAUAAAAUAGAUGAAAAAGAAAUAAAAUGAAAAUAAAAGUAAAUUGUAUAUUAUUAAAAUUGUGUACUUUUUGCUAUUGAAAUUACUGAUCCCACAUUUAAGAUUUUUGCCCCAUUUAUGACAUUAAAUAGUGGUUUUAUUGUAUUGUAACAUGUUAGCUUUUUGCUAUGUAUGAUGUCAAAAUGUUGGCCCUUGCAGUAGGUAAAAGGAAGCCAUGAUGUUGUGUGCUGGAAAUAAGUAUUAUUGACAUUAAUGAGUGAAAGAAGGAUUGUAACUUUUAAAUGCAAAGAGCAGAACAGAUGUUAACUUUUGUUUCACCCAAUCAUGAAUUUUUGUGCAUAUGCCAUGGUUAAUAUUGAAAUAUGGAUAAUUCACAAAUUAGCAGAUUAAUUUUCACAUUAUCUAAUAAGGAUGGUUGAAGUAUUAAGUAGGAGCAGCUUUGAAGCAAGUUUAAAUUUGUCUGAAUGUUAUGCACAUUAGCUAAAAUGAGGUGGCUAAGGUAGGUGAAGUUACAGAGAUGAGGAAUAGCAAAAAUGUGAUGUUCAGGAAUUGGACUGCUGGUGGGAUGUUUCUAAAGUUAGGGAGAGAUAUUGUGUGCCAAAUGAAGUUCCUCUAUUGCAGAUGUAAACUCCUAUUUACACAAUAUCACCUAAUGAAACAUAAACUCACUAUAUACCUCCAAUGGUGCAUUUCCGAUUUGGGGCGAGAAGGCUCUGAUCUUUGUGUUUACAUAAAAGAACCGUGAAUCAGAGCAGUGUGCAGUCCUGCGGAGUUUAAUUUCCAGCACAAAAUUUUGCCAAAAUAGGUACUUUUUGUGGACCUACAUAAGGCUCACUCAAACAUUGAUCUUUCUUUAACCAGAGCCCUAUGGCUAAUGCCAACAUUAACUGGAUGAUAACUGAAAUGAUCCAGUCACUGAGAGUAAUAUAAGUUUUUCCAUACCAUCUGGAUAAUGUAUGAAUUAACUUACUAAUUCAGGAAUUAACCAUAUUUUGAACUUUAGCCAUAUCAUACACAUUCUUACUUCAAUAGUGGGAGAAUAAAGAAUUAAUGUGUUAUUUUCAGAUACCAUUAUUUUAGUAUAUAUAUUAUAGUAUGUAUAAGGCAAAGUAAAACACACACGUUUGUUGUUUAAUUAUUCUUGGUUUAGUUGUAGUAAAUUAAGCACGAUUUCUUUUUAAGUACUUGUGGAGUGCAAGGGCGAAAGCGAAACAUGAAUGUUGUAAGUCUGGCUGCUAAAACUGAGAGAUUCCAUGGUUUCUGGUGGGAAGUGUGCUUUAUUGUAUUGCUGUGAUAAAUAAAAUUUCAUACAUGCGUAGAAAUAAGUAUUCACUGUUCUUUAGUAUAGAUUUAUUAUUGUAGAUAGAAAGUGAGUGAUGUAGA
This is a messenger RNA of Gryllus bimaculatus (two-spotted cricket), 3297 nucleotides long. NCBI's taxonomy places the organism in Eukaryota, Metazoa, Arthropoda, Insecta, Orthoptera, Gryllidae. The record is from the annotation of a GenBank genome assembly.